AUGUUCCGCAUCCAACCCGCACGCACUGUACAACGCGCCAACUUCACCCGCCCUGCCGUCGUCCACCCUCGCUUCCUCAGCACAACACCAGCAUGCUUCGCCCAAAAAGACGCGCAAGACAAAGACUCGCUGAACCCCCGAUCAACCGAAUACUCCAAGUCCGGCUCCGAUGAUGGCGCCGCACAUUCAGACGCUGCCUUCGACCCCAAGAAAACGAGCCCAGAGGAGGCGGAGGCAACAGCAGACCGUGAGGCUGGCGGUCACCAGAACAGUCUGAACAUUAGCCCUGGAAACAAGGACAUCAGCGCCCCCAACAGCCCCGAUGUUGGCGGAAACGGAGGAGCACCGGACAAGAAGAGCAGCGGUGGAGGCAGCGCGCCCAAGAACAGCACAGGUUAG
Alternaria atra is the source of this 399-nucleotide messenger RNA. RefSeq lists its product as uncharacterized. The record is from RefSeq and is a predicted model, not a curated record. The transcript has a single exon. The coding region runs from base 1 to 399 and encodes 132 amino acids. Lineage: Eukaryota; Fungi; Ascomycota; Dothideomycetes; Pleosporales; Pleosporaceae.